AUGAACAAUGAGAAAUGUAAUUCAACUAAUGUUUCAUCAAAUAAUUUGAAAGAAUAUUUAACUAUAUCAAUUGAACCCGAUAUACAAUUGUCAGAUAAUGAAGAAAUUUAUUUAGAUCAAUGUCUUUCAUAUCUAUAUGAUAUAUGUCAUAUACCAAUUGUUUUAAAUUGUACACUUUUAUCAGUUUCAUCAUUUCCAAAUUCAACAAAUAUCAAUCGUGAAUCAAUGCGUAUAAAUAAUUAUUUACGUGUUCGUCAACCACGUAAAUUUUAUUGGAUGCGUAAUAUAAAACAAAUGUAUUUAAAUAUACGUUUACCAACAAAUAAAACUGAACAAAUAACAGCUAAUCUUAUUGAAUUUCAUUCAUGUAAACGUUUACCUUACACAGCUCGUAGUAUAAUUCAUCAAAUAAAACCAAUUAUAUUAGUUUAUUAUGUUGAAGAACGUUCAUUAAAAUUAAAUAUACGUGGAGAUAAUUGUUUACUUCAAUUAAUAUUUUCUUCAUAUAUAAAUCAAAAUAAACAAUUACAAAAAGGUAUUUAUUAUAAAUGGUCAGAUGAAGGACAUAUACGUUCAACAACAAUUCAAUUUAAUAUUGAUUAUCAAAUAGAAAAAAAUCAUUUUCUUAUCUAA
Messenger RNA from Rotaria sordida, 633 nucleotides. The record is from the annotation of a GenBank genome assembly. Lineage: Eukaryota; Metazoa; Rotifera; Eurotatoria; Philodinida; Philodinidae.